AUGCCAGGGCCCUCGCCAGGGUUGUGCCGGGCGCUGCUCGUCCUCUGGGCUGCCUUCGGCCUGGGGCUCAUCGGCCUCUCAGUGGUCGCUCAGGAGCCUUUCUGGGCGGACCUGCAGCCCCGCGUGGCCCUCGUGGAGCGCGGGGGAUCGCUGUGGCUGAAUUGCAGCACGAACUGCCCACGACCCGAGCGCGGUGGCCUGGAGACCUCGCUGCGCCGGAAUGGGACCCAGAGGGGUUUGCGCUGGCUGGCGCGGCAGCUGGUGGACAUCCGAGAGCCAGAGACCCAGCCGGUCUGCUUCUUCCGCUGCGCGCGGCGCACACUGCAGGCGCGUGGGCUCAUUCGUACUUUUCAGCGGCCUGAUCGUGUAGAGCUGGUGCCGCUGCCUUCCUGGCAGCCUGUGGGCGAGAACUUCACCCUGAGCUGUAGGGUCCCUGGCGCGGGGCCUCGCGGGAGCCUCACAUUGACUCUGCUGAGGGGCACCCAGGAGCUGAUCCGCCGCAGCUUCUCCGGGGAGCCAUCCCGAGCGCGGGGCGCAGUGCUAACCGCCACAGUCCUGGCGCGCAGGGAAGACCAUGGAGCCAAUUUCUCGUGCCGCGCCGAGCUGGACCUGCGGCCCCACGGCCUAGGGCUGUUUGAAAACAGCUCGGCCCCCAGAAAGCUGCGAACCUUCGCACUGCCUUCGGAAUCCCCGCGCCUCGCUGCCCCCCGGCUCUUGGAAGUGGGCUCGGAAAGACCUGUGAGCUGCGCCCUGGACGGGCUGUUUCCAGCCUCCGAGGCCCGGGUCUUCCUGGCGCUGGGGGACCAGAGACUGAGUCCUGAUAUCACCCUGGAGGGGGACGCGCUCAGGGCCAUUGCCACAGCCACGGCUAGCGCAGAGCAGGAAGGCGCCAGGCAGCUGGUCUGCAACAUGACCCUGGGGGGUGAAAGCCGUGAGACCCGGGAGAACGUGACUGUCUACAGCUUCCCUGCGCCUCGCUUGACCCUGAGCGAGCCCAGCGUCCCGGAGGGGAAGACGGUGACUGUAACCUGCGCAGCUGGGGCCGGCGCUCUGGUUACCCUGGACGGAGUUCCAGCCGCGGUCCCGGGACAGCCUGCCCAGCUCCAACUAAACGCCACCGUGAACGACGACAGACGUGGCUUCUUCUGCGACGCCACCCUCGAGGUGGAUGGGGAGAUCCUGAGCAAGAACGAGAGCACCGAACUGCGAGUCCUAUACGCCCCCCGGCUGGACGAGUCGGACUGUCCCAGGAGCUGGACGUGGCCAGAGGGUCCAGAGCAGGCGCUGCGUUGCGAGGCCCGCGGAAACCCAGCGCCCUCUGUGCACUGCGCCCGGCCCGACGGCGGGGCAGUGCUGGCGCUGGGCCUGCUGGGUCCCGUCACUCGCGCGCUCUCUGGCACUUACCGCUGCACCGCAGCCAAUGUCCAGGGCGAGGCGGUCAAGGACGUGACACUAACCGUGGAGUACGCACCAGCGCUGGACAGUGUGGGCUGCCCGGAACGUAUUACAUGGCUGGAAGGAACAGAGGCCUCCCUGAGCUGUGUGGCACAUGGGAUGCCACCACCCAACGUGAGCUGUGUGCGCUCUGGGGAGGACAAGGUCAUCAAGGGCUUGCUGCGCGUGGCCCGGGAGCACGCAGGCACCUACCGCUGUGAAGCCAUCAAUGUUCGGGGCUCUGCAGCCAAAAAUGUGGCUGUCACGGUGGAAUAUGGUCCCAGUUUUGAGGAGCUGCGUUGCCCCAGCAACUGGACAUGGGUGGAAGGAUCUGGACGGCUGUUUUCUUGUGAGGUUGAUGGGAAGCCACAACCAAGAGUGGAGUGCAUUGGCUCCAGGGGCACCAGUGAAGGGGUGCUGCUGCCGCUGGCACCCCCAGAUCCUAGUGUCAGAGCCCCUAGCAUCCCUAGUGAACUUGCCUCUGGUAUCUACACCUGCAACGCCACCAACCAGCACGGCUCCAUGGUCAAGAUGGUGGCUGUGAACGUGGAGUCGCCUCCGAAAAUGGAUGAGUCCACCUGCCCGAGUCACCAGACGUGGUUGGAAGGGGCGGAGGCUGCCGUUCCGGCCUGCGCCGCCCUGGGUCGCCCCUCCCCACAAGUGAGCUGCUCCCGGGAGGGCGCCCCCUGGCGUCAGCGGCUGCAUGUGUCCCGACAGGAUGCGGGCACCUACCUCUGCUUGGCCACCAAUGAGCAUGGCACGGAGGCUCGGACCAUUACCGUGGGCGUGGAAUACCGGCCAGUGGUGGCCGAGCUGGCCGCCUCGCCCCCGGGAGGUGUGCGGCCAGGCGGGAACUUCACGCUGACCUGCCGCGCCGAGGCCUGGCCCCCUGCCCAGAUCAGCUGGCGUGCGCCCCCAGGGGCACUCAACAUAGGCCUAUCAAGCAACAACAGCACGCUGAGCGUAGCAGGCGCCCUAGGCAGCCACGGAGGCGAGUACGAGUGCGCAGCCACCAAUGCGCAUGGUCGCCACGUGCGACGCAUCACAGUGCGUGUGGCUGGUCCGUGGCUGUGGGUCGCCGUGGGAGGUGCGGUGGGGGGCGCAGCGCUGCUGGCCGCGGGGGCCGGCCUGGCCUUCUAUGUGCAGUCCACCGCCUGCAAGAAGGGCGAGUAUAACGUGCAGGAAGCUGAGAGCUCGGGUGAGGCUGUCUGUCUCAAUGGUGCGGGCGGUGGUGCCGGUGCCCAAGGUGGACCAGAACCUGAGGGCACUGCAGAGGCGCUGGAGGGGGGUGAGGUCUUCGCCAUUCAGCUGACAUCAACUUGA
Molecule: messenger RNA, 2757 nt
Organism: Pteronotus mesoamericanus
Lineage: Eukaryota; Metazoa; Chordata; Mammalia; Chiroptera; Mormoopidae
Gene: ICAM5
Product: intercellular adhesion molecule 5
Exons: 11
Coding region: 1-2757 (918 amino acids)
Biological process (GO): cell-cell adhesion
Cellular component (GO): plasma membrane
Molecular function (GO): integrin binding
Source: RefSeq, a predicted model, not a curated record